AUGGACGGCCCCGCAAUUUUCUAUCAGGAGGAUGCUCGGAAACUCCUUCGUAACAAGAAAAUCAUCCUCGUUGGUGAUUCAAAUAUGAGAUCCCUUUACAAGGAUAUUCUGGUUUUGAUCCGAAAGAGUCGUUUAGCAACCCUUGACGAGCUAAAAUCAAAGGCUGAAUUCAGUUUUCAUGAUGAUAAAACAUUAUUGGUCUCGAAUGACACCGGUCUGGACUUCAAGGAAGUUCGACAGUAUAAUCUUGGCGAGUUCGACAUCACAUAUGCUUUUGUCGCGAAAUGUUGGCCGAACUACUAUCUUGACGAUCUUUUCAAAAAAUUGAAAGCUCGUGAAACGUCCAACCCGACGAUUUUGAUCAUGUCGUCUCUGUUGUGGGACGUAUCAAGGUAUGAACCGGGGAGUGUGCAGAAAUACAAAGAGUCUUUACAAGAGCUUGUGAAACAAGUGAAGGAAACCCUAGAACCUCAACAGUUCUUGUGGUUGACCAGCCCACCGGUUGGAAAUGCGAUAACCGCGUCCUUCCUUGGACAUACGGCUGAAAUCACGAAGGAAAUGUGUCGGUUCCAAGUUCGUCUGGGCAGGCAGUGGUGUGCAUCGCUGAUGGAAAAGGAAAACCUCGAUUUCUUCGAUCUCUAUUAUCACAUGAGAUACCUCUCGGAUUUUCGCUGUAAGGAUGAGACGCACUGGACUUCGAACGGUGUGCGUCUGAUGGUGAAUUAUCUUCUCACCCAUUUGUGCAUCAUGUGGAAAGUAAAUCCCCCAAGAUUGCGGCCGAGGGAGGUCGCAUUGAUCGAAUCAAGCACUUACGAUUCUUUGAUGAAGAGCCUGAACUUCAUGAGAGAGCAAGAAGGUGCUUGGCCAGACUGGCUGCAGAGGCGUAAGUAGUAUUUUUACCCACACGUGCUUAUUCAUUUUUGAACGUGCAUUUUUGAGCCUGCAAGCGGUUUUUUCAGAAGUCCUGGGAAUUCAUGAAACAUUGUAGUAGCAGGCGGAUGGAACCUGGCGGUUAGGUUUUGUCUUUUUUGCUAAUCAGAUGUACCUCUUACAAGCAGUUGAAAUUGACAUGCUAAUUAUGAAGGAGAAACAAUUCAAGGGAUCUCAAUUUUUGCUAAAAUCCUUACCCUAGCAGCAUCAUUCUUAUCUUCAAAAACAUGCGCAUGCCUCCGUUGUUCCAAAGAUUAUCCUCAGAGAUAAACUGAAAAGGCCAAUAUUUUCCGCGAGAC
Molecule: messenger RNA, 1229 nt
Organism: Notodromas monacha
Lineage: Eukaryota; Metazoa; Arthropoda; Ostracoda; Podocopida; Cyprididae
Source: the annotation of a GenBank genome assembly